AAGACCGCUAUCAAGGCCUUUAUUAACUAGCUUUAGAGCUCUAAUUAUACUAUGCAGGUUGCAGCUGGCAAGAAUAUCACCCUCCUAUACAAAAAGCUUUGUCAAGACCAGCCCGAAGAUAGUCAAGCGCUACACCGUCUACCGCCGCUAGGACCAGCUUAUAGAGAGCCUUAAUAAGCUUACCAGCGUAAUUUAUCUACGCGAAAGAUUUCCAAGCAGGAUCGCAAGACGCUGCACUCUAGCUUCGCUGACACCUAUAACUUAGUAGAGAAGCCUACCCGCGGACCCAAGUACAGCACCGCGCUGGACAAGAAGACCAGCGUUUGCUAUAGCGGUGGUCGCAUGAAGGUCCACAUCAACCGCAACGUCGAGGUCCGCAUCGACAAAUGGUGGAAGCCGCAACGCCUUAAUGCGCUUCGCCGCGUCUUGCAGGGAGGGUUUCCGACUCAGUACGAUGAGAAUGAGGCAGUAAGCCGUAUCUUGCCAUUCACCAUGGCCAAGACCAGAGUCUAGACCACUCUUACUCACCUUGUCUUGAACGCGAAGCAUCACGCCAGCCCAAGUUGACCAAUACCGUUCUACUUCUCAUUUAUCUCUCAUUUGUCUCAUGGUACACGUCAGAGACAGUUUUACGGAGAACAAACCCCUGGGUCCUCAUCAUCUCUUUCCGUUCUGAUCAACAAGCAGACGGGUGUACCGUCCACAUUGUAUUUCC
Mytilinidion resinicola is the source of this 715-nucleotide messenger RNA. RefSeq lists its product as uncharacterized. The record is from RefSeq and is a predicted model, not a curated record. The coding region runs from base 343 to 513 and encodes 56 amino acids. Lineage: Eukaryota; Fungi; Ascomycota; Dothideomycetes; Mytilinidiales; Mytilinidiaceae. The transcript is spliced from 2 exons.